This is a messenger RNA of Entamoeba invadens IP1, 2404 nucleotides long. RefSeq lists its product as hypothetical. The record is from RefSeq and is a predicted model, not a curated record. Lineage: Eukaryota; Evosea; Mastigamoebida; Endamoebidae. The transcript has a single exon. The annotation marks the transcript as partial.
AUGUCAGAACACACCCUCCCCACGCAAACGUCGGGAGCUUUUCGGUUUUGGAAUCGAAAGGACAGAGACUCCAAAGAUAUUCCAGACACAAAAAAAGGUGGUCUGUCAAAGGACUUUUUGUGGACUUUUGUGCUCAACAAUGAGAACGAGUUUGAUGAGGCAAAGUGCGUUCAACAACUCAACGAAGUUCGAAAAUUGUGGGCAAUAAUACACAACACAAAAACAGUUGACAAAACAAAGGGACACCAACACACUCCAUCAGUUGCCAAAGAUCUUGAUAAGAUGGUUUUGGAGAGUUACAACUUUAUGAAUGUCGAAAGGAAGUCGUGGGAGGAUUCUAUUGUCAAGAUGCAAACGACUGUCAACGCGCUGAAUGAAGAGAACGACAAUUUAAAGGAGCAAAUCCGCCAACUAAAAAACGAGAAAAAGGAACUCAAAUUUUCGGAAGAGGUCAAAACUCAAAUUGAGAGUAUUGUACAAUUCAACAAAGUCAUUCAAACAAAACUCGACCAGAUUUCUCUCGCACAAGAAAAUAAUUUGGUGGUGUCGAACUCAACGAACCAGAAAGUAAGUCAUUUGGUCCAACUUUUCGGACAUCCACUUGAAAAUAACAGCCAAACACACAGUUUUGCGAAUAUCACAAAUAACAAAAGUGAAGAAGUUCCAUCGAAAGAAAGUAGCGAAGAGAUAGUCAGAGCUGAAGAUGUUCAAAACGUUGCUCUGUACGUGAGAGAUAUGUUGAAUGAGAGACCAAAAACACCCCUUUUGGGAGAGACGCCCGAUAGAAACCAAGGCCACGAGUUCACUAAAUACUUAAUAAGCUCCAACACUGUUUCCGAUUUUUCUCAAACACUUCAGAACACCAAUGAAAAUAAAACAAUCGAAGAACCAACCACAGAAAAAACAGAAAUAGCCCAACCUGACCAAAAAGUGACACCUGAUAAUCACACAAUCGAACAAGUCAAGGAAGUUGAAAAUAUUUCUGAAGUUUCAGAAAACGGUAAUGUCAGCGCCACUGUUUCAAUCCCAAGUGAAGUGAAUGAAGAACAAAAGAAAGAUAUUGCCAAAAAGAAAACUCCGCAAACGGAAGAAGACAUUAGGAGUGUUGAAAGUUCUCAAACUCCAACAACUCCAACUAACACCGAAAUUCCAAGCGAGCAAAGUUCUGUAGAUGAAAAACCUACAACAGCACAAGCUGAGGGAACGCCUCCAGAAUCCCAAUCGAAACUUGAAGACCAAAAUACGGACAUUUCUAGUUUACAAACUAUCAAACCGUCAUAUGCAAUACCUCAAUUGAAUAUGACUCCUUCAAUUCCCGUUGAGAACGUCGAACCGAAAAUUGAAGGGAAGAUUUUGAAAAAAGACAAAACGGGGAAGUUGGAAAAACUUGUUGUUCCUUCGUCCCUUGGAAAAGUGGAACGCCUCCCUCGUUCAUUCUCUUCAAAUGAGAGAAUAUCACCCCGUAGCAAUGUUCCAGCCGAACAAAGUAAAGAACCAGUCAACCGAGCAACACUGACGCCUUAUAGCCAGAGAAAGUCAUCUCAUAUGACAACGCGAUCAGUGUCUGACUUGUCUUUCAUGGACGUGAAGGAGGUCAAGUUGGAGGAUUUAACUGCUCCGCUCCGAAUGGUAAAAAUGCCGCACGGGAGACCAAAUAAUGUUGGUGGAACUGAUUUGUUCGUUCUCCCGCCGCUCAAGAAAAAGCGCAGCGUUCUGGUUUCAUCAGAUCUUCUUGAGAUUGAUGUGGAGAAGAAUUUGAGAGAAAAACAUAGUAAAUCACAUCUACAGACGUCUGAAAAGAUCGAUAAAAAGGAAAAUGAGAGGGUGAGUGAUGAUGAAUUGAGAGCGAGAUUGGACGUGAUUGAGAAACGGGAAGCAGAAGUGGCACAAAAAGAAAAGGAAGUGCUCGUAGUCCAAAUAGAGACAGAAAACAGGGAAGAAGAGAUCCAGGCCUGGGAAGAAGACGUCCAAAGGAGAGAGAAAGAGGUCAAAGAGAGAGAAGGCAAUUUGAGGCAAAAAGAGGCUGAGAUUGAGAAAAGAGAAAAUGACGUGAAGAGUUCGUGGAAUGAAUUGAAGAGAAACGAAGAAAAUGAAAGAAAGAUGAGUGGGUUAGAUAUGCCUCGACCGAGAAGGAGCGAACCACCAAAGACUCAGAGGGACGAAAAAAUAGAUCCAAAAGAAGUUGAAGAACUCAAGAAAGAGAAGAAGGAGUUAGAGAAAACGCUUAAGGACAAACAGCUCAGGAUGUGGACGUUGGAGGAACAGAACAAAAGGGUGACGUUCAUUGUAAAGAUGAUGGACUUGGCAGAUCCCAGUGACGAUGACAUCAAAAACUUUGUUGAGACAAUAAGGGAAAUUGUGAAUCGCAAGAAACAAAAAAUGCGGUUUGUGUUGACACAGAAGA